Entrophospora candida is the source of this 666-nucleotide messenger RNA. The record is from the annotation of a GenBank genome assembly. Lineage: Eukaryota; Fungi; Glomeromycota; Glomeromycetes; Entrophosporales; Entrophosporaceae.
AUGGAUAAAGAAAACAUUAUUACGUUGUUGACACCAAAAAAGAUUGCUUCUAUGAAACGAAACGAGCUCGAAAUUAUUUGUAAACAGCUCGGUUUGAAUAGUAGUCAAAAGAAUUCUGUUUUACAAAUGAAUUUAGCAAAAUAUGCAUUGAAGGAGUUGAGUGGUUGCGAAAACGAUGAUAUAUCAACAGACAUAAAAUAUGAUGUUUCCGACAACAAUAACAUCCAUCACGAAUCACAAAUAGAUACGAUGUCAGAUGACGGAUAUUUUGAUGAAAUACGAAAAAGAUUUUUACCAAGUCUGAAAGAUCAUGAAAAAGAACAACUUGAUAUAGACAAAUCUCCAAAAGCCACUACUUUGGAAAAUAUUAACAAUAAAUCUAGGCAAAUUUUUUUAAAGAAAUUUGGAAGGGGAAAAAAUCUCAUUAGGACCAGACCUUCACGAAUUCCUAGACUUUGCCAAUCAACAAAUAUGCAAUCCAUCACAACAAAAAAUGUUAUCUCUAAAUUACAGGAAAUGGGAAGAUUAAUUGGGUUGAAACGAAAACAUAUGGAAACUAAUGUUGUUGUUAAAUCAUCCACGAGAAUUUAUAUUAAUCAAGAAGAAAAAAGAAGGCGUGAAAGAAAAGAGCUCUUGAAACGAAAGCAAGCAGCAAGGAAUGGUUAG